Talpa occidentalis (Iberian mole) is the source of this 10983-nucleotide messenger RNA. It is a transcript of the gene AFF4, whose product is annotated as ALF transcription elongation factor 4. NCBI's taxonomy places the organism in Eukaryota, Metazoa, Chordata, Mammalia, Eulipotyphla, Talpidae. Gene Ontology annotation, cellular component: super elongation complex; nucleus. The transcript is spliced from 23 exons. Gene Ontology annotation, biological process: regulation of gene expression. The record is from RefSeq and is a predicted model, not a curated record. Bases 437 to 3931 code for a protein of 1164 amino acids.
CCUUGCCUCUUGAAACACCCACUCUGGGAUGAACCAGCUUCCACUGCUUGAGGGGACUCCAGCAGCCUUGUAGAGAGACCUAUGGGGAGUAACUGAGUCCUCCAACCUGUCAGUCAAGCCAGGAAGCCACCUGGAAAGCAGAUCCUGCACUCCCAGUAAAGGUUUCAAAUGACUACAAGCUCUGAACAGACUCCUAGCCAGAACUGCCUAGCAAAGCCACACAGGAAUUCCUGGCCUACAGAAAUUUCCCCUCCAACAGGGAAUAGGGAGACUUGUGCAAUCAAAGGGAUACUGCAUACAUGAAUGUGACUUCUGAGACAGGGAAUCUAGAGCAACAGCAAAGCUGAGGUCAAACUGCCAUAAGGAUGGACACCAAGGAAGCUGUGUUUGGGACAAAAAGAAAUCAAGAUAAGAUUGUGUUUCUCUUGAUAGCAACAUGAACCGUGAAGACCGGAAUGUGCUGCGUAUGAAAGAACGGGAAAGGCGGAAUCAGGAAAUUCAGCAGGGUGAAGACGCCUUCCCACCUAGCUCUCCUCUCUUUGCUGAGCCUUACAAAGUUACUAGCAAAGAAGAUAAGCUAUCAAGUCGUAUUCAGAGUAUGCUUGGAAACUACGAUGAAAUGAAGGAUUUCAUAGGAGACAGAUCUAUACCAAAGCUUGUUGCAAUUCCCAAGCCUACAGUACCACCGACAGCAGAUGAAAAAUCGAACCCAAAUUUCUUUGAACAGAGACAUGGGAGCUCUCAUCAGAGUAGUAAAUGGACUCCAGUAGGACCUGCACCCAGCACUUCUCAGUCUCAGAAACGGUCCUCGGGCUUACAGAGUGGACAUAGUAGCCAACGGACCAGUGCAGGUGGCAGUGGUGGCACCAAUAGUAGUGGUCAGAGGCAUGACCGUGACUCAUACAGCAGUAGUGGCAGCAGUAGCCGGAAAAAAGGCCAGCAUGGAUCAGAACACUCCAAAUCACGUUCUUCCAGUCCUGGAAAACCCCAGGCUGUUUCUUCGUUAAGCUCCAGUCAUUCCAGAUCUCAUGGGAAUGAUCACCACAGUAAGGAACAUCAGCGUUCCAAAUCUCCUCGGGACCCUGAUGCAAACUGGGAUUCUCCUUCCCGUGUACCUUUUUCAAGUGGGCAGCACUCAACUCAGUCUUUCCCACCUUCAUUGAUGUCAAAGUCGAGUUCAAUGUUACAGAAACCCACUGCCUAUGUGCGGCCCAUGGACGGACAGGAGUCUAUGGAACCAAAGCUGUCCUCUGAGCACUACAGUAGUCAGUCCCAUGGCGGCAGCAUGACUGAACUGAAACCCGGCAGCAAAGCACAUCUCACCAAGCUGAAGAUCCCUUCCCAACCACUGGAUGCAUCUGCUUCUGGUGAUGUGAGCUGUGUAGAUGAAAUUCUUAAAGAGAUGACGCAUUCAUGGCCUCCCCCUCUAACGGCUAUUCAUACACCAUGCAAAACAGAACCUUCCAAAUUUCCUUUUCCAACUAAGGAGUCUCAGCAGUCCAAUUUUGGACCUGGAGAACAAAAAAGAUAUAAUCCUUCUUCUAAAACUUCAAAUGGCCACCAGUCUAAAUCUAUGUUAAAAGAUGACUUAAAACUAAGCAGCAGUGAAGACAGUGAUGGGGAACAGGAUUGUGAUAAGACAAUGCCAAGGAGUACACCAGGAAGUAACUCUGAACCUUCACAUCAUAAUAGUGAAGGAGCUGAUAACUCAAGGGAUGAUUCUAGCAGCCACAGUGGAUCUGAAAGCAGCUCUGGAUCUGACUCAGAGAGUGAAAGUAGUUCCAGUGACAGUGAGGCAAAUGAGCCAUCCCAGAGUGCAUCUCCUGAGCCUGAACCACCACCAACAAACAAAUGGCAACUUGAUAAUUGGUUGAAUAAAGUGAACCCACAUAAAGUAUCACCAGCUUCAUCUGUGGACAGUAAUAUUCCAUCAUCUCAAGGCUAUAAAAAGGAAGGCCGAGAACAGGGCACAGGGAAUAGUUAUACUGAUCCAGGCGCACCUAAAGAAACGAGUUCUACUACUCCUGGACGAGACUCCAAAACUGUCCAAAAGGGAUCAGAAAGUGGACGAGGGAGACAAAAGUCUCCUGCACAGAGUGACAGCACAACACAGAGGAGGACUGUAGGCAAGAAACAACCCAAAAAGGCUGAGAAGGCAGCUGCUGAAGAGCCUCGUGGAGGCCUGAAGAUAGAAAGUGAAACUCCUGUAGACAUGGCUACCAGCAUGCCUUCCAGCAGACACAAAGCAGCCACCAAAGGCUCACGGAAACCCAAUAUUAAAAAGGAAUCCAAAUCUUCCCCUCGACCUUCAACUGAGAAAAAGAAAUACAAGUCAACGAGUAAAUCUUCCCAGAAAUCAAGGGAAAUCAUAGAAACAGAUACCUCAUCCUCAGAUUCGGAUGAAAGCGAGAGCCUUCCUCCUUCCUCACAAACUCCUAAGUACCCCGAGAGUAAUAGGACUCCUGUUAAGCCCUCCUCAGUGGAGGAGGAAGAUAGCUUUUUUCGGCAACGAAUGUUCUCUCCUAUGGAAGAGAAGGAACUUCUUUCACCCCUCAGUGAGCCUGAUGACAGGUAUCCACUUAUUGUGAAGAUUGACCUGAAUCUCUUGACUAGAAUACCAGGAAAGCCUUACAAAGAAGCAGAGCUACCCAAGGGGGAAAAGAAAAAUGUGCCAGAAAAGCACACAAGAGAUGCUCAGAAACAAACCUCAGAAAAAGUUUCCAAUAAAGGCAAGAGGAAGCAUAAGAAUGAAGAUGAUAACCGAGCCAGUGAGAGCAAGAAACCCAAAACAGAGGACAAGAAUUCAGGAGGCCACAAGCCAUCUAGCACCAGAGAGUCAUCUAAGCAGAGUGCUACAAAAGAAAAGGACCUGUUGCCUUCUCCCGCUGGACCUGUUCCCUCAAAAGAUUCAAAAACAGAGCAUGGCUCUCGGAAGAGGACUAUUAGUCAGUCUUCUUCCUUAAAGUCAAGUAAUAACAGCAACAAAGAGAACAGUGGUAGCAGCAAAAGCAGUUCCUCCACAUCCAAACAGAAGAAGACUGAGGGGAAGACUUCCAGUAGCUCUAAGGAGGUGAAGGAAAAGGUACCAAAUAGCUCCUCUAACUGCCCUCCAUCUACACCAACUCCUGAAGCCUCUAAGCCUCGAAGAACAAAGCUUGCCUUUGACGACAGAAAUUACUCAGCAGACCAUUAUUUACAAGAAGCAAAAAAACUAAAGCACAAUGCAGAUGCAUUGUCCGAUAGGUUCGAGAAAGCUGUAUUCUAUCUUGAUGCUGUGGUUUCUUUCAUUGAAUGUGGGAAUGCAUUAGAGAAAAAUGCUCAGGAAUCCAAAUCCCCAUUCCCUAUGUACUCAGAGACAGCUGAUCUCAUCAAAUACACUAUGAAGCUAAAGAAUCAUAUGGCACCAGAUGCUACAGCUGCAGAUAAAAGACUUGCUGUACUUUGCCUGCGAUGCCAGUCUCUGCUGUACCUGAGGCUCUUCAAACUAAAGAAGGAAAAUGCCCUGAAGUACUCAAAAACACUGACAGAGCACUUGAAGAAUUCUUAUAAUAAUUCUCAAGCACCAUCACCUGGCUUGGGAAGCAAAGCUGUUGGGAUGCCUUCCCCUGUUUCUCCAAAGUUGUCACCAGGCAAUUCAGGAAAUUAUUCUUCUGGGGCCAGUAGUGCUUCAGCAAGUGGUUCUUCAGUGACCAUUCCACAGAGGAUCCACCAGAUGGCAGCCAGCUAUGUUCAGGUUACAUCCAACUUCCUCUAUGCCACUGAAAUUUGGGACCAAGCUGAACAGCUUUCCAAAGAGCAAAAAGAAUUCUUUGCUGAACUGGAUAAAGUAAUGGGCCCUCUCAUCUUUAACGCAAGCAUCAUGACAGACCUAGUUCGUUACACCCGGCAGGGACUACACUGGCUUCGCCAGGAUGCCAAGUUGAUAUCUUGAACUGAACACAUUCUCGUUGCCUCUGAUUUUCUCCACAACACUGUGUCACAUCACGAAGGAAAACUGCCAUAACACGCCACCUAGUCGACACUAAGAAUGAGGAAUGGUUUUCUCCUCCCUGGUUCAUGCGUUGUUUUUUAUAACCCAAAACCAUCAUGUCAGUUGACCCCUUCAAUAUUCCCAAUGUGAAAAAUUUAUUUAAAUGUUUUUAAAUCUGCAGCACAUUGAAAAGAUGGUUUCAGUGAUCUGUAAUAAGAUUGAAAUUACUGUUGCAGUUCAUAACUAAUCAAUUGAGAUUCUAUUUAUUUUAAUUUUUUUAUGUUCGCAGAUUGGGGGUAGUUGAAUACUUAGUUAUUUCUGCCUAUAAAUUUACUCUUAAAUAUUUAGCAUAAAUGUAAUGUAGGCAUUUUUAUUUAUAUACUUUGGGAGCUUUGUUACCUAAUAAUGUUUUUUUGUCAUAACUCUUCUAAGAGUAAGAGAUGGUUCAUCUAAAACAUGGACAUGUUCUUUCUACGCCUGCUACCUGAAAUUAUUUCAAAUCUUAACUACAAUUUUAUUAUUGUAGAAUUUAUACUUAGUAUUAGGAUAUUCUUCUACACAUGAAAAAUCACUUAAAUAUGAGAAGAAGAUGGCAUUCUACAUGGAUAUAAAAUGAAAUGUCUCAUUGGUAUGCAUUAUUUCAAGAACUGUGAAUGUGUGUUGAUAACACUAGCAAUCACAAGGUGACUAUAGCUUGCAUCAAAUGCAUUACAAAAGAGGGCAGGCAAACUUCCUGGGAGAAGCAUAUCAUGUGAAGGGUUUCAUAAAAGGACAAUCUUGAACUUCAUGGAUUUUAUUAAAACCAUGUGUUCUUUUUGCUAAUCAUUUGAACUUAAUUGAAACAGUAAGUUACUGUUGAACAAAGGAUGAUCCAACUCCUGAGGGUUGCUGCCUAUAUCUCUUCUACUGAUGAUGUUUAAAGGAUAAAAUGUCUCUUCUGAACUUUUAUGUAAAACAUUUUCCCCCACAUUAGACUGGUGCUCUGAUAAGAGCAUGCAGUGACUGUUCUCGGAAUGGACUGGAGCUCUGGUGCGUGUGCUUUUGCUCUACAAUUUAGAGUUCUAAUGCCUGAUGUGGAGAUGAUGAAUUUUUCCUUUUUAACUAUCUUGUAUUUACUUCCUUUGUAUUAUGAAGGCCCUCAUCAAUAUUGUGUUUCUGAUGGGAUCAGAAAAUUCACACUAGAGAAGUAUGUAACUUGGUUCAAUGUGAGCUCUCUUGGGAAGGGGAGAAGUGCAGGGGUAGAGCUUAAGAAGUCACCUCUGUCAGAGUUGUGUGUCAAAGUACCUUUCCCUGUAAGGUGCAUAUAGGAAUCAAAAGUGAGAAACGUACCCUCUAUCUUUUGCUUUUAGUGCCCCUAUCAUGUCUGGUGUGCCUUAAAUCUUACCUUUAAAUGAAGACUCUAUGGAUUGUUUACAGAUGAAUUUUUACACUAGGACCAGAUCACCCAUACAGUUGGUCUUCUGCGGUAAUAAUGUUAAAUUCUCUUUCCUUUUAAAUCUCUCUUUAGGGUCACUUAAAGAUGAAUUAUUUCAGAAAAACUAAUGCUUUGGUACAUGACUUAGUCUAACCUAUUGCGUGAUGCUGCUUCAAAAAAUAGCUUGUCCUCCCAAUCUCCCAAUUCCAAAAAUUAAUCUAGCCAAUCAGAAAGAAAAAAAUGAUUGCCCUGUUAUUUAUAGAUGAUUGCUUAAGCUUGAAAUGGGAAAGGAGAAACAAAAUCUCCAAGCCCAGUCGUGCAGAGAAUCCUCUGUUUGAGUCUCUUUUACACUUACUUCCUGGAGCUAAUGAACUCUCAUUGUCCUGUGGCCUCAUAUUUAUAGAGUUUCUUACCGGUUUUGUACCUCAGAUUGUUUUUGCAUAUUACUGAAGAUGGAAAUUGACAAAUUAUGUUGAAUUUAACUUUUUUCCCUUGGAGAAAUUGCCUCUGGUAUCUUUCUGUGUUUUUGAACAGUUUUCCUUAAGAGAACAACUUCUCAGUGAUCAAUGGUAGUUAGUAAGAAAUUUGCCACUGUUAAUCAAGUAGAUAUAUGCCCUGUCCUCCUGAUUCCUCUGAUUGUGAUUUCUUAAUUUGUAAUGAGGUCUUAGAAAUAGAAUCCUGAGCUUUUAGACUUUGAACAACAGCAGUCAGUAGGGCACCUGUGAGUUUCAGUGUGCCCUAGCUUCAUGUGUGUCCUGAGAGGCAGCAGGCAUGUUUCUGAUUUUGUUCAAGCAGAGUUUCCUGCAUGUUUUAUGGUGCUGCUCUAAGAUACUCACACUCACAAACUAUGUGAAUUCCUAGAGAAAUACAGUUUUCGAGUUUUCAUUGUGGAGGGUUUUUGCUACCAGGUGGUAAUGGGCAGUGGAUCAAAAUCCUAUCCUAAAUAAUUGAAUUGUCAAUGUAAUAAUAGUCUGUGGCAACACCACUCCCUCUCCUCUUUGUCCAUCUUCUCAGAAGUCUGUCUGGGUCUUCAUCUGCUCCAGCAUGUAUGUCGGACUCCUUUACAGACGACCAUUCCUCCUUCCUCAGUAGGUGUCUUCAGUGUUCUCUAACCAUUUCAAACUGAAUUUGAGAAGUGGCUAAAAACUUACUUAGUCUGAGACUUGUACUUAAUAUAUCGUUAAUUAUAAAAAUGACAACUAUUUAAAAAUUUGCUGUUGACUGCUCUUUAAGACCACACUUGUAUGCCAGGAGGCAGCAGCCUACACCAUUGGACUCUUUACAGGCAACCAACGAACAGAUUGCAGUGGAUGAAGUUGUCACGUGCUAGUCUUGCCCAGCCUGGACUGGGCUGUGGGGAGCAUUCCCCUUCAGGUGAUUCACACUUUCACAGUCCAGCCCAGGUCCAGUGUGGGAGCAUUCAUCCUAUUUCUUGCCCCAGUACCGCCUUUUUCUGGGCAAAUAGCCAAGAACUGACUCUGUUAGCAAGGAGUACUUCAGAUAAUUUGUAGCUUAUAGUUGCUGAAGAGUGGAGAAGGUUGACCAUCACUAAAUUAAUUCUCCAAUGUGAAAGCAAUCUAUAUAACAUGUGCAUGUGCCCACACACUCCUGUACUCUGGGGAGCUCUCCUACUGAUGGAUCCAUAGGCAUCUGGGCUGCACUUUGAAUGACACACUUGCGGCUUUAUUAGAUUCACUGUUGUUGUGUUUUUUUUUUUUUUAAUUGUUGUUUGUUUCUUUUCAUUCAAGAAAGGUUUAAUCAGCUAGAUCAAAGAGCAUCAUUUUGUAUCCAAUGACAGAAACUUUGGGAAAUUACCUUUAUUAAGUGAGCUUGCGUUGUGAAGCAAGAGCCUACAAAAGGCACCUGUUCUACAUGAAAAUUCUGCCUCUAGAGGCAGCACUCUGGAGUUUGAGAGCAGCCAGUGGUCGCUCCAGUCAGUGAUGCCUAGUUGUGUAGAGGAGAGGCACACUGCGUGCUCUUCUAGGUGUGAGGGUAUGCAACUUUGGAUUUUAAAAUUAUGUACACAUACACACUUUAUAUAUAUGUAUGUAUGUAUGUAUGAAAACAUGAAAUUAGUUUGUCAAAAAUGUGUGUGUUUAUUAGUAUUUUAGCUUAGUGCAACUAUUUCCACAUUAUUUAUUAAAUUGAUCUAAGACACUUUCUUGUUGACACCUUGAAUAUUAAUGUUCAAGGGUGCAAUGUGUAUUCCUUUUAGAUUGUUAAAGCUUAAUUACUAUGGUUUGUAGUAAAUUAACUUUUAAAAUAUAUUUGAGCCCUUCUGUAGUGUAAUGGGGCUCUUACAGGGUGGGAAGGAUUUAAAUUUUCCAGUUGCUAAUUAAACAAAAUGGCCUCAUUAUGUAUUUUGAAUUAUAGGAGUUUGCCUCUGGGUCCCAGGAACAUCUGGGAAUAUGUAUUUUAGGCAGAUUGUGCUGUUUUGUUUUUUUUUUUAUUUAAAAAAUCUAAGUAAAUUGGGAAGCACAGCAUUUCAAAUCCAUAUAGACUCCUAUAACUCAUUUUAAUUGAUUUCAUUUCAAUUUCAUGUAUCAAAUGUGUUGGAGAGGCAGACUUUUUUCCAGUAAUAAAUAAUACUGCACAUCUAAGGAUGACAGAUGAGCUAAGUAUUGAAUGACUUUGUAAUAUUAGUGACAGGAGGCCAAAUUGGUCAUGUUUGAGCUUAUCUUUCACAUAUUCACUAAUAGAGAAAUUCAGCGUAGACCUCUAGAUCCUAGCACCACGUUGGCAAGUGAGAGGAAAUAAGUUUUUAAUUGUUGGUCAAGUAGACGAUGAUUCUACUCAGAUGGGCCCUAUGGUUAAUGAAAAAAAUAACUGCCUCCAGAAAAGGGGAUGGGUGAAGUAUCAAAAUCUCUCUCUCUCUCUCUCUCUCUCUCUCUCUCUCUCUCUUUUUAUGGAAUUAGGUCACAGAAGAAGGCAUUAAGUCUAAACCAUGUCUUACAGAUCUCUAAGCAGCCCAAAAUAGUGGCCUUAAAUAAUCAUGUAAUGAAGUUGACUUUUGGGAAUGUCAGCAUUGACCUCUCCCUGUCACCAUUUAAGCACUCAGCUAAGGAUAAAUUGCCAUUCUGAAAAAGAAAAAAAGCUCUCUAAAGGAGCAUGGAUAAAAGUUCCCACCCAGAAAUUCUAGUAAUACUGUUUUACCUCUUCCUGCUUACAUGUGGGGUUUCUUUUCAGCCUUUAACCAUUGGAAUUUUCUGCCUGCUGUGUUCCUCUCUGGAAAGUAUCUAUUUGGAAAUGCUGCCUUCCAAAUCAAUGCCAUGAUUAUCCAUACUGUUGAGUUUGUUGUUGCUGUUCAAGAAGUGUCCCCAUAUAACAACUUUAUGCACACACCUGGCAAAUCAUUGACAUGAGCAUUCAACAGUACUGGGGUGGGGUGGGGUGGGGCGGGGUGGGGUGGGCUGAGAUAGGGCUCACCAACAGAACUGGCCCAAUUGGCUGUGCCUAAAAAGGCACCACCUUUGAGGCCCAGAUGUGGGGUUGGUAAGCACAGUUCUGAAAAUUUCUAUCUAACCUCCGUUUUGAAUGGUUUUAAGAAAUUUUGUAUAUGGAGGAUGGAAAUGCUUAUAUAUUUAUUGAAAAUUCUUUUAUCUUAUUUGAAAUUAAAAUUAUUUGGUGAAUAAUGGUUUGAUAUUUGGGGAGGGUUUUGGAGGGGAGCUAACGCCACUGAUAAAUUAAAAGCCUGUUGAUUCUGCAGAAAGGUACUGUUAGUGUCUGAUAGGAUGCCUUUGUUUUGUACAUGAUCCAAAUCUUCGUUUUACAUUUCUUUUAUCCAAAAUAUUUAGGCAUCUGACAUUUUCAACCAAAAUUUCAAUUAUAUACUGUGAUUUUUAUUUGUUGCAAUACAUUAAAAUUUCAGAGGUACUUUGGGGCUCAAAAGCUAGGAUUUCUAAGUCAGUAUGUGCAUUUCACAUAAUAAAGCUGUUAAUGGUGAGCAAAGUAUUAUAUACUAACUAGAUUUUUCCACAUCUGUAUAGUAUAUUAUAUGUAUUUUGUGGUAUUGAGAUUAUAGAAAGUUUAGAGUGUCAAACAUGCGUUUAAUGUGUAUUUUUAAACAAAUUUAUGGCAAUUAAAAUAUUUGGAGACAAGGGUAUCACAUUUCAAUUUGUAAAGAUCUUUUUAACUCUGUGUCAUUAAGAUGCUUUGUAUAAUGCCAAACCAUAGCUGGAGAAACUAAGUUUAAUAAAUAUCAAAUAGAUUUUCUGUAUUAAAGUUUAUAAACACUGUGCUCUUUACACUUCUUCAACUCUUACUUUGCCCUGUUCAUGUAAUGUUUUGUAUUUUAGGGUGCACUGCUACUCUUCUCUAAAAAUCCACGUCUCAUCUGAUUACAGAAGUUCUAAACUUGCUGACCAUGGGGAUUUUGCACAGGUCAAAAAAUCUUUUUUUUGCUGCUCUUGGUGAUGUGUGCAUUUGUUUUAUUCAAUUAGAUUUUUCUUGCAAUUCUGCCUUAUGUUCAGCAACAUACAGACUGGGCACAUCAUCAGGCAGCAAGUGCCAGCAUGGCCCACCUUUGACUCCUCACUGGAGAAUUUUUACAUGGAGUGAAGAGCGAGCGUCUGGUGCCCACUUAUCAACUUGCCAAGGCCGAUCACAUAGCUAUUGCUAAACUUUUGCCUCUGACCAGACAUUGUGUUAUCUCUUGGGGAAAAACAACUGUUCUCACUACAUUUUCCAGAAUUAAUUAGGCAACACUGUCUUUUCUUACAGUAUACAAAGUGAACCCUUCAAAACUUGAAUACCAGACUACCGACAUUUCAAUUUGAGACAUUUAAUAGUACACAUAGAAAAAUAAACUCUAAAUUGAAAAGUGCUUCUCUACAUAUCCACAUUCUAAGAAGAAACAGAGACCAGUUUAAAGCAUACAUCUGUCUUUUAAAUAUUAAAAACACAAGAUUGCUUCACGUGUCUCCAGCCAAAAUGCAGUUAAUCAAUAUUCCAUAGAACGGAGCAUUGUAGGUGAGUGCUGUCCACUUCCCCUCUGGUGUGUACAUCAUUCCUGCGCCACACUUAGGGAACAGUGUCUUUUUCUAGGGGAAAAGAAGAGGUUUUUAAGACAGGUGUAGCUACCUCCAUUGCAUUUCCUUACUCUUAUGUAAUAUUGGACGAGACCUAAACAAAAGACAUCAUUCAUGGUAUCUGUGUGGAGCUUCUUGGCUCUUAACCCCUGCAGGGUUUUCCAGGGAGCUCCCCAUCUCAGCCCAGGGAGUCCACCACCCCAGGUUUAUUCUUAGGUUUAUUCUCUGUGUGCUGAUCUUGCCUCUGCCUAACUUCCAAGCUUCUGUGCCAGUCCUGCUUCCCAGGUCCAUGGUGUACCUGCAUAGCCUCGUGAUGCACUCGGAGUCGUCCCGGCAAGAGGCUCCAAUGGGCCUGAGGGAAACCCCUCUCCAAAAUGGGGUCAUUCUCCGCAUCCUUCUCUUUGCUGAACUCACUUCUGAUAUUGGGGAGCCAUCUGCCUGUAGGGUAAAGACAAAUACAUUUCAGGAAUGGAAGAGCUGACGCAUACUGCAUAGCAUGCAAGAGUGAUCUGUCCCAGGAUGCUGUAGGGCUCGAGCAGAGGAACCAUUUCUCAGGACUGAGUCUAGUUUUC